Galendromus occidentalis (western predatory mite) is the source of this 2986-nucleotide messenger RNA. RefSeq names its product mediator of RNA polymerase II transcription subunit 17. The transcript has 9 exons. Lineage: Eukaryota; Metazoa; Arthropoda; Arachnida; Mesostigmata; Phytoseiidae. Gene Ontology annotation, molecular function: transcription coregulator activity; ATP hydrolysis activity; ATP binding. The record is from RefSeq and is a predicted model, not a curated record. Gene Ontology annotation, cellular component: mediator complex. The coding region runs from base 41 to 2824 and encodes 927 amino acids. Gene Ontology annotation, biological process: regulation of transcription by RNA polymerase II.
UCACUUUUGGGAAUUCUGAUUGCGGUGUUGUGCUGUGAAAAUGGGACAAAACCAAAGCGGAUCCGGUGGCGGUGGGAAAGACGGGGCAGACAAGGAGAAGAAGAAAUAUGAACCCCCAGUGCCGACCCGAGUGGGGAAAAAGAAGAAACGCGCAAAGGGACCGGUUGCUGCCUCGAAACUGCCAUUGGUCACUCCACAUGCCCGGUGUCGGCUCAAGCUCCUGAAACUCGAGCGAAUAAAGGACUACCUCUUGAUGGAGGAAGAAUUCCUAAGGAAUCAGGAGCGGCUCAAGCCCCAGGAGGAGAAACAUGAAGAGGAAAGAUCAAAGGUCGAUGACCACCGUGGCUCGCCCAUGUCGGUGGGAACCCUGGAAGAGAUCAUCGAUGACAAUCAUGCCAUCGUAUCCACGUCGGUCGGAUCGGAACACUACGUCUCGAUACUGUCUUUCGUGGACAAGGAUCAACUCGAGCCCGGCUGCUCCGUGCUCCUGAACCAUAAGGUCCACGCGGUCGUGGGUGUUUUGUCGGACGACACCGACCCGAUGGUGACUGUUAUGAAGCUCGAGAAGGCUCCGCAGGAGACAUACGCGGACAUCGGAGGACUUGAUCAGCAGAUCCAGGAAAUCAAAGAAUCCGUCGAGUUACCGUUGACCCACCCAGAGUACUACGAGGAAAUGGGCAUCCGACCCCCGAAAGGCGUCAUCCUCUACGGGCCGCCAGGGACCGGGAAAACUCUUCUCGCUAAGGCCGUGGCCAACCAGACGUCGGCAACUUUCCUGAGAGUCGUGGGCUCGGAGCUAAUUCAAAAGUAUCUCGGAGACGGUCCGAAACUGGUCCGUGAACUCUUCAGGGUUGCGGAGGAGCACGCGCCGAGCAUUGUAUUCAUCGACGAAAUCGAUGCUGUAGGGACGAAGCGGUACGAUUCCAACUCGGGUGGCGAGCGAGAAAUCCAAAGAACGAUGUUGGAGCUUCUGAAUCAGUUGGAUGGGUUCGAUUCGCGAGGCGAUGUCAAAGUGGUUAUGGCAACGAAUCGCAUCGAAACUCUCGACCCAGCCCUAAUCCGGCCGGGUAGAAUCGACAGGAAAAUCGAAUUCCCCCUCCCAGAUGAGAAGACCAAGAGGAGAAUUUUCACCAUCCACACCGCUAGGAUGACUCUGGCCGGAGACGUGGCUGUAGACGAGCUCGUCAUGGCGAAAGACGACCUAUCGGGUGCCGACAUCAAGGCCAUCUGCACCGAGGCCGGGCUGAUGGCGCUACGUGAAAGGAGAAUGAAGGUGACCAACGAAGAUUUCAAGAACGCCAUUCUCUUGGCGAAGAAGAAAGCCCUCAAUACAGCCGGCGACAUUCUGAUCAAAGGAGCUACCAAUCUGCGCGGAGCAACUCAGCAAGAACAGAUGGGUCGUCGAGUUUGUCCAGACUUCCACUCCGAAUUGCUUUCGAUGCGUCAAGCCUGGAGGCUAAGGAAAGCCGGCAAUUCUAUUCUUGGUGAUAUUAGUUACAAGAGCGCUGGCUCCCGCUUCUGGCAGUCGGGGACGUUCGAAGUCGCUAAAAGUGCCCACGCGAUGGCCAUGUACCAAGGCGAUCACUCCCAAGGACCGGAACCGCAGCGACCCCCGAGCUCUGUGAAAAUCACCCUCCCUAGUGAACUGGAAGGCAUCAGCUACAUCCAAGUCACCAUUCAGAAAGACACGGAAACCAUCGCCAGCGGUCAGCUUUCGAUAAAUCUCCCUCAGGACGCCUUCUCAAACGCGGACACUCCGUGGCAACAAAGAUUAGAAGCUGCGCAGAACGUACUUUUUUGCAAUGAACUCUUCGCUCAGCUGGCUCGCGAAGCCGUGCAAUUACAGCCGUCGAUUCCUAAUCUCGUCGUAGGGAACCAAAUAACUAGUUCGCUGUUCCCGGGAGUGCAACUGUCCAUCGGACUGUGCCACCGGACCCUGAACGAUCGCAAGGUUCAAGCACCACAAUCCCGUCUCGAUCACAAGCACGUCUUGGAACAUUCCCUGCAUCAGCUUCUCCGUGAAUACCAUUACAACAUGCUGCACCAUGCGAUGCCGCAUCCUGCCAGCGCCCCGCUGGGUCUGAACAAAAGGCAGAGGCUCGCUGGUCCAGAAGCUUUCGAUCGACACACAAUCAUGGACAUGUCGAAAAACGAAACUAUCCUCGAGAAAAUCAUCGCGCAAACCCAACACGUAGUACUCCGGCUCCGCACGAUGUACAUGAUCGAUCAAUACGCCUGUGAAAUCAAAGAUCCCCUGAUCGUCGCUCAUUGGGUUGCGAUGUUCUCACCCACCCACAACUCCGUGAAAGUGAAACUUGUUUCUCAUGGUUACGAAACAAUGUGUAGAACACCCCUCGUGAUCCACGUAGGCGAGAAGAGCCUCAAGGCUGUUUUGAGGGACGGAAGAGUCAUCAAGCUUAGUUAUGAGCCUCCAGAACUGCGUUUCUUGCUGAUGUCCCAAGUCGCUCAACAUCAAGUAAAUGCCGUUCAGACUCUGGCUAAGUACGUUGGCUGGAAAGUUCUCUCCACUUGUGGUUCCGUGGGCGUUGGGGGAGUAGAGCCUCUCGGCAACGCUAGCUCGGUGGUCAUGGCAUCUCCCAAUGGUGAAAAAAUUCUAGCCGUUCGAGUGAGUCCUGGGGCCGGCGUGAAAGUGUCUCUAUCAUCCUGCCCGCAGCAGCAGGACUUCUAUCCAUCGUCUCUCGUGAAAGAUCGCAAGUGGCAUCUGCUGAACGGUCCUUUCAAAGAGGUGUCCCUCGAGCGAAUGCAGGGCAAGACUUUCCUGAACAAAAUGGAACAUCUCAUGGCGGCGUUGACCACGUCGUAGUCUCCCAGGAGAAUUUGUCGUGUAGAGCACUACAUUGUAUGUAAAAUGUGAAUAUACCGUCUCGGUGCUUCGGUAAAUGUACAGGCAGCGCUAGAAGGUGUAAAAUUUAUCAUUUUCGAAUCGCAGAAAUGUCUCUCUGUGAAUAAAAAAUGUUUAGGUCAC